AUGGAUUCGCAACAAGAUGAGCUCUAUCAGGCAAGCUCCCGGAUAAGUCCGGAUCGUUAUCAGGACUUCGCAAUGCUUGACCAUGGAUCAGGGAAGUCCAGGGCCAGGGCCCCCCGGGCGACCAGCCACUCAACAGGGCUGGAUGGCAGUGAUGGCAGGUUUCAGAGUGAUGGCCAUGUGGAAGAAGAGCCAGAGCCGGGUAGCGCAAGCAUUCCGAGCAGCGGAAGCCUUGCGGAUGAAGGUGAAACCACCAUGGCUGAGAAUUCCAGGGGGAGGGCCGACAGGGCUCCAGCUCCUUCUGCUGAAGAAGCAAAUGACGAGGCGACGGAGGCGACGGAGGCGACGGAGGCGACGGAGGCGACGGAGACUACAGAGCAAGCAGAGCCAGAAGAGCAAGCCGAGCCAGCUGGGGACCCACAGGAGGAAUCUGCAACAGAACGCGAGCCACUCUCGCAAGGGUAUGCCAUGCUUAGGUCCAAAGGGGCUCAAGUCGCGAAUGGCGUGGAGGAGAAGUCCAGUACUCAAGACGAGAGAUUUGCUGCAAGUUCGGAAAGCAGGGCCAGCGACAUGCUCAGCAACGACGCACCAUCAAGCCUGGGCGAUGCGGUUGCAGCUCCAUCAGAUGGCGGCCAGAGCAGCCACGUUGAGGUUGAUGAGCCUCUAGCAGCAAGUAGCCAAAGUGCAACCGAAGGCGCAGCGGCAGCAGGCCAGAGUGCGCCGGCAGAGGGUGAGGAGGAGGAUCUACAGACCAAAGUGCAGGACGAAGCAACCGGUCAAGUCGACCAAGUCAGAAAGGGGCCCGACCAUUCCGAGUCGGAAGGCCAGAGCGCUGCUGCCGAGGCAGAUGGUUCCGAGGAAGCAACUGGUCGGGCUGAACCGGCCGGAUCGCUGUCCAACUCUGCCGAGGCGGAAAGACAGAGUACUGCGGAAGAGGCUGAGGGCGCCACCGUCGAGAAGGCGAAGGUGACGGGUCAAGCUGAUGAGACGCACACACUCGACGAUCAUGCCACUGCUCAGAGCACCGAAGAGGUCGAAGCGCCCGACGAGGCUCGGACCCACACCCAGGAAGAGACACUUUCCAGGGACUCCACUCCUGAGUCGACAAGCCCCAGCAGUGAGGAGGCACCGCAGACCAGCUCGGAGGAGCCUCAAGCUGGCCACACACUGCCUGAGGUGAAGAGCCAGGGAACAGCAGCCAAUGAAGACGGUGAGCAGGAGCCCCCACGGUCCAACGGGGAGGAAGCCACGGGUCAAGCUGACAAGACCCAAACCCGGGGCAAUGCUCUGGUAGAAGGGAGUGCAACUGCCGAGGGUGAGGCAGUGACUCCCCAGAGCCCUGUGGAGGAAACGACAGCGGCCGACCAAGCUGACCAGACCGAAGCAAAGCCCACUGCUGUUGAGCCGAGGACAGACUCAGUGGCGUCUGCCGGAGCAGAGCAAGUGGAGCAAGCUGAGGUGAUUGGCGAUUCUCCUCCCCAACGCCAAAGCGCAAUCGAGAAGGGCAUAGUCGAGGAGGGCGCCCCUGAGCAGCUUGGCGAGAGUGCCAGCCCUGCCAAAGUCAUGGAGGGAGCCGAGGCUAGUAACCUCGAAGUGCGUGGCACGAGGCCUGAAGAUACUGGUGCGGCAUUGCCUGCCGAAGGGGAAGUGAGUUCAGAGGCGCCGACAUCACGAGGUGACCAAGCUGAGCCCGUUAAAUCCGUCGAGCCAAAGGCUGCAGAACUCAACGCAGUGGAAGCUGCAGCAGUUGCGCCAGAAGCGGCAGCAGCUGUGCCCACAGAAGCCGAGGAACCUACCUCAACGACUGCGGCUCCAGAUGCUGGGAUUGUGACUGAGACCAUCACUUCAGAGAACAAGCUGCAUGCCAACACCUCUGUGGGAGCGAGUGAGGAAGUCAACUACAAGAGAGAGACAAACAAGAGCAACACUGCGGAGAGGUUGGAGACGAGCACUGAAACAGUAGUCACACAGUCGAGCAAUGUCCAGAUCUUGACGGAUUCGGCCUCAACAACCGUGGAGACACCGGAAUCUACAAGCAGCGUGACAGCGCCGGAGAACCCUCCGCCCGCCUCCCAAGACAAUGCUACCGGUGCAGACUCAGACAAGCAGACAAGCACGACAAGCCCAAGCAGCGAAGAGCAAGCCGCUCAAGCUUUGCCCUCGCCAGACUCACUAGACAAAGAGCCAGCAAGUGCUAGCGGAGCGGCAAACGAAUCUCAGCUUCAUGCUUCAAGCCAGCUUGAGGCAGCAGAAGCUAGACCAUCCUUGAGAGGGAGCAAGAAGCCUGUCAAUGCAAGCUUCACAGAACCGGGCGUGAGUAGCAGUUCGCCUGAGAGCGCAGGGGAAGAGACCUCGCACACACCAGCGGGCCUGCAGCCAGCAAGAAGCGAUGCAACGGCAGGUGACCUUUCGGAGAGUAAGCCGGUUGCCAACAAUUCGAGGUCGAGCUUGCCCACAAGCCCCGACACCCUUGUAGAGACAUUUGCAGAACAAGAAGCUCACCAAACAACAGACAGUCCGUCCACAUCCGUGCUACAAAGAAGCAUCGCUGCACUCGACGGCGAAUCUAGCACAUUGGUGCAUGCUGCCAGCGAGAGCGUUCAGAGCUGA
Molecule: messenger RNA, 2607 nt
Organism: Symbiodinium natans
Lineage: Eukaryota; Dinophyceae; Suessiales; Symbiodiniaceae
Source: the annotation of a GenBank genome assembly